This is a messenger RNA of Phyllostomus discolor (pale spear-nosed bat), 1942 nucleotides long. It is a transcript of the gene TMEM229A, whose product is annotated as transmembrane protein 229A. The record is from RefSeq and is a predicted model, not a curated record. NCBI's taxonomy places the organism in Eukaryota, Metazoa, Chordata, Mammalia, Chiroptera, Phyllostomidae. The transcript has a single exon. Bases 132 to 1697 code for a protein of 521 amino acids.
CAGAGCGGAGGAAGGAGGAAGAGAACAAGGGCCCGGCCUUCUCCAGCGGACACCCGAGGGGCUGGCAGCGCAGGGCUGGGGCGGGAAGGGUGGCUGAGAAGGCGGGAGAGGUCAGACAGGCGGAGAGGGGCAUGGGGAGGGCCGGCAGAAGGGGCGUCGCUGCUCGCGUUACGCUUCCAGAGCCUGCGGCAGAGGCGGCGGAGCUGAGCCGCGGAGAAGAUGGGGUUUGUACCAGCCUCGGCAUUUCUCCUCGCAGCGCUGGCACCGCCGCCCCUCGCCGGGCCUUGGCGCCUUUUAGGCCGCGGCGGGUGAGCGCGGGCGCCGGCCAGCGGCACCUUGCCCCGGACUGGAGGGGAGGGCGCGGCGGGGCCGCGGCUGGGGGACUCCGUGAGCCCGGCGGCUCGCCCCUCUCCGGAGCGCACCAGCUCCGGCUGCUGCCGGGCCGCGGCCGGGACGGAGCUCCCCGCGAGCCCCCCGGGGGCCGGCGGCGGCCGGGAGGGGGCGCGGGACUCGACCCUUCCGCUCCACAGCUCCGCGCUCCCAGCGGCGGAGGCGUGGGAUCGCUCGCCGCGGUAGCCUGGGAGCCCAUGGCGGGCAGCGACGCGGAUGGCGAGGGUCUGGCGUGCAGACACGGUGCGUCGCGGCGGCCGGCGGCCUCCAGCGAGCGGGAAGGCGAGGCUGCGGCUGACCGCCCGGAGCCGCUGUCCACUGCUGAAGCUCCGGCCAAGGGCGCGGAGCUGCCCGCUUGGAUGCGUCUGUACUUCUACGGAAUGCACGGGAUCACCCUGGACGUGCUUGUGUCCUCCGCGCGGCUCUUCGCUCGCAGCCCCGACUUACGAAUGCUGGGCUUCUCCUCCCCCUUCCGCUGCCUCUUGCACUUGCUCACCCACUUCGCUCUGGAGAAGGUGUACCUGCAACAGCGGCACUGCCCCAGCCCCUUCGUCUUCAAUUUUCUUCUCUACCCCUCCGCGCACGUGGUUCUGCAGACCCUAGCGGGCCAGGUGCUGCUGCUCUGCCUGGGCGGCGGGCUGGGGGGCGCGGCAGCGCCGGGGGCUCUGGACCUGGUGCUGCAGUACAUACUGGCGCUCUACCACUCGCAAGUGUUCCUGAAGCGCUUCCUGCGCUUGCGGUACCGACGGCAGCUGCAGCAGCAGCCACAGGGCGCGUCCCUCGCGCCUCCUCGCACCCGAGCCCCCGCGGCGGCUGGUGGUGGGCGGCGAAGAACCCGUGGCCUCACGGGCGCCGAAGGAGCCCCCAGCAAGGGGCUGCCGGACCUGCUCCGCUUUCUUUUUUACGGAAUGCACGGCUUUUUGGAUGAGAUUUUCUUCACCUUCUUCUUUAACGUGCUGGGGCAGAGGGACAGGGCAACCAGUGGCCACACGUCGCUCUGGUCAUUCUUUAUGUAUGGCAGCUGCAGUUUCAUGGUGGAAAAGCUCUAUUUCCACCUUCACUACAGUCGAGGCUGGAGCACCUGGAAGCGGGUGCCCAUCUACGUCAUCUUCAUCUACGUGUGGGAGCUGUCCUGGGGUCUGGGACUCCGCGCGUGCGGCGCUUGUUCCUGGGACUAUUCUCACUACCCGCUCAAUUUCUUGGGCCUCAUCACCCUGAUGUAUUUACCUGGUUGGAUAUUCCUUAGUGUAUACCAGGACCUACUUUCCAACGUGUUGUGGCGCGUGCAGUACAUACCAAUUGACUAAAAAAGAAACAAAACCAAACUCUGGAUUCCUACCAACCAAUGUAAUUUAUUUUUACUCUUUUAAAACAAGAGUGGGGGUUUUUUUAGCAUUUAAAUUUUUAUACGUUUUACUAAACUCUUCCAACGUACGUAUUUCAUUAGAUAGUUUAGUUUUUCUGUUUGGAACCUAUACAUAAUAUACUGUUGGCAUAUUUCUGGAAACACAACUCAAAGUACUAACUCAUCAAUAUUUUAAAAACCUUACAA